Messenger RNA from Brienomyrus brachyistius, 5698 nucleotides. RefSeq names its product CUE domain containing 1b (gene cuedc1b). Gene Ontology annotation, molecular function: ubiquitin binding. The record is from RefSeq and is a predicted model, not a curated record. NCBI's taxonomy places the organism in Eukaryota, Metazoa, Chordata, Actinopteri, Osteoglossiformes, Mormyridae.
GCGGGCGUCUUUGUGUGGGACGGCUUCAUUCCCGUCUUUAUCCGUAAUCCCCCCCUCCGCUUCAAUUGCAGUUCCCCUCUUUCACCACUAGGAUGCUGUCUGGUUCUUUUGUUUUUUAUUUUUUAUAUUUUUUCUUCGCAGCGGUAACAGAAAAAAAACAGACCAGCACACCCCCCCCCCUCCUUCCACCUCCAUGGCGUUUUUAUUUUUUUUGAACAUUUUUAACUAGCCUGUCUAGCAGGAGCAGAAGAGGCUACCGGAGCCUCGUGGGGUCCAGGGGGGGGAAGAGGUUUAAAAAACCAGCCCGUGCUCAGUGCCGCUCGACCGAGAGAGAGACGCCGGAGAGCAGCGGCCAGCAACAGCCGCUCGUCGGUGCAAAGCGCGUAAUAAUGCUCCAGCAAACGGGGACGCCGAGCCUUUCUGGGAAGCUGCUCUUUUGAUGUCCGGUCUGGUGCUGAGGACGCAGGCUGGAAAUGGUGUCUCUCAGGCCAGGGACUGCUCUGGUCUGAAGGUCCUGCUGUGGUGGAGCUCACCCUGGUAGCCCCACCACCUCGGCACGGUGUCGGAUGCAACUGAGAACGUGGCAGCGAAGGAGGAAGGAAGGACUUGCGCGACUCCCUGGCUCAUCGCUUGCCUGCCCUCUGCCAGCCGUGGACUUGACAUGCCGUCGGCCUGAUGGAGGAGUAGCUCGAGCGGGAGAUACGGAGCAAAGAAGAAGGUGAAGUUGGGGGGUGGGACCGGAAGAGCAAAAGUGAAGCAGGGAGGGGGGGUUUCCGGCGCCUGACACAGAGCCUCCGUUUCCCGGGUAACGUUGCCAGCGAGGCGGAGCCAAGUGGCGUGGCGGUCGGCAACGUCGCGGAGGAUGACCAGUCUGUUCCGGCGCAGCAGCAGUAAUGGUGGGUCGCGGGGAGGCGGGGAGGCCGCAGGGGAGCUCAACAACAGCCGGCCCGCGCGGCAAGUGCGGCGGCUGGAGUUCAACAAGGCCAUGGAGGACUUCAAGACCAUGUUCCCCAGCAUGGACUACGAGGUCAUCGAGUGCGUCCUGCGCUCCAACAACGGCGCCGUGGACGCCACCAUCGACCAGCUGCUGCAGAUGAGCAUCGACGGCCAGGGCUCCGAUGACAGCUCCGACUCGGACGACAGCAUCCCUCCAGAGAUUUUAGAACGAACGCUGGAGCCAGACAGUUCUGAUGAGGAACCCCCACCUGUGUACUCCCCACCAGCCUACGCCAUGCACAUCUACGACAGGAAGUACCCUGAGCCCCCACCCACCCCGCCGCCCAGGUUCGAGGCACAGCCUGCCCCCGGCCCCCGGCAAGUGCGCAGCUACAAGAACUGGAACCCGCCGCUGCUCGGAAAUCUGCCCGACGACUUCCUGCGCAUCCUGCCGCAGCAGCUGGACAGCAUGCAGGGGUCCCAGAGCAGCCUGUCCCAGCCGUCGUCCUCGUCGUCGUCCUCGCUUUCGUCUGGGAGCCAGCGACCAACCCCUGGGGCUGGGACGGGCCCAGUCGGCGUGGCGACGGAGCAGGAGCGAAAGCUGAAGCAGUACCUGGAGGACGAGCGCAUCGCCCUCUUCCUGCAGAACGAGGAGUUCAUGAAGGAACUGCAGCGCAACCGAGAGUUCCUCAUGGCGCUGGAGAGAGAUCGGCUGAAGUAUGAAUCAAAGAAAUCUGGGUCCGCUCAUUCAUCCGCUAGCAUGGAGAGUUCCACAGCAGGAGAGCACUGCCCCGCCGGCUCUGGUGAGACCUGCUCGCCAGUCUCUGAAGAUGCCUUGUUUCGCGACAAACUGAAGCACAUGGGAAAAUCCACGAGGAGGAAGCUGUUUGAGAUCGCCCGAGCCUUCUCCGAGAAGACGAGGAGGAGGAAGAGGAAGAGGAGGAUGCUGCUGAAGCACCAGUCACUGGGAAUCGCUGCCUCUACAGCCAACCUGCUGGAUGAUGUGGAGGGGAACCCAUGCGAUGAGGAGGGUCAGCUCAGGAGACCAGCUGCUCAGGAAGAGGAGGAGCCCCACAAGGAAGUGUUGUCAUGAUCAGUCCAGACCUGCCACUUCGAGGUUUCCACGGUGUCCGCAGAAUGACCCUGUGACUAUUGGCAGCUCUGACUCCUCCUCCCUCCUGACUUAGGCCAGCCAAUUGUACGCGGUGCCAGUGGCCCGGGAAGCCUCUCCUCGCACCCCGCCCCGCCAGUGAGGAGCCGCACUGCACUGCUACACCGGGGCCGCCUGAGACCACACCCACCUCAGCCUGAGCCCCUCCUCUUCGUAACUGCAUUAGACUUUGAGUGCUUAUGGAACUUUGCGUCUGAAGAAACUGAACAAAUGCAGCUGUCAGUUCUGAUACUGUUUUGCCCCCCCCCCCCCCCCCAGAUUAUCUAACAGCCGUUGUCCAUAUGAUUUAACCAUAUAAAUUUUGCUAUUCAUUCUGUUUUGUUAGGUUAUGUAUAUUUGCUUCAAGCUAACGCUCCCCCCACUCUGUGGUCAUAACCGAUGAGAGUAGAGGCUGUAGUUACAAUCUGGGUCAGGCAUUAUGCUACUCAACAGAUCACAUGCAAGCUGGUGUCCUGCAGGUUUCCUCUGCAGAUGCCCCCGAAAGCGGCCUGCUCCCUGUGGCAAGAUGCAGCAGCCCAGCCGAGGUGAUUCUACUCGGUCCCGCCCCCCGAGAGCCUCUUUGUGGGUCACUAAUCUCAAAGCCGGGGCAUCUGAACCGCUGGUAGAAUGUCUGCAGCAUUGGGCCGCCUGAUCAAUAUUACCGGCACCAUCCCCUAGCACCACCUAGCCGCUGGAAGCCUGUCGACACUGGGGGGGGUUGGCAGAAAGUGGCGGAGGAGGGACCCUAGAACUGAUUGCUCGCACAUCCCUCCUUGCCCACGCGUAUUCCGUCUCCUCCCUCGUUCCUUCACAGCUGCAUCCCUCUCGUUUUUCCAAUGCCAAACUUCCACUGCAUCUCAGCCUAUGGCGAUUCCACGUUUCGACAGGUGAUCCGUCAGAAGCACCUACGAAAAGCUCUUUGCGAGGGCGGGAAAAAAAUGGACUACACAAACCGUCCCUCAAAUCUGCACUGCCGUAUCUUAUAAUUAUUUUUUUUUUUUUUUCUUUUUCCAGUUUUAUGUGAAGUUUUCAUCUGAAAGAGGUGAUGCUAUACAUAGGACCAGUAUUAACAUUCUUGUUGAUGUAAUUACUAGUAGAUUUCGAUGUAGAGAAGUUUUAUUUACCAGUUAUUGAUGGUGGUGAUUUGUUUGUAAACGAAAGGCUUUUCAAGUGAUGCCUCUGUGAGGACUGGCAUUAAUCUUAGAGUCUUUGGAUGUAAUGGUAGAACCUUAUUGAAUCACUUUUGAAAUUACUUUUUGGCCAAAUAUAAGGAAAAUUGGAGUUGUUGAGAGAUUCGUCUAGGUCUCAGCACCAGUGGGUGAAUUGGUUCAAUUAAGAGAGAUCAGUGGCUGUUGCAGGUCCUUACUUGACCUCAGGGUGGACUGAGACUCUGGAUAGAUAUGGGAAAUCCUGUGUGUUUUUUGUAUUUUUAUUUUUUUCUGCUUUCAGAGCUGUUGAUUGGACCGCCACUGAUGUUUCCUUCCUCGUGGCGUUCAGCUUAAGAGCACGGUCCCAAUCGCACCGUCCGGCACCGAUGACGGUGCUUGUUACGGGCCACUGGAAUCUAACAACCUGUACGGCGACCCUGUCCUCCGGCUGAUUGGAGAGCAGUCACCUUUAACUCUCAGCUGUGGCUGAUGGCUCGGAAAUUACCUUUUGUUGCCGCCAACCUGGCCAGGGGUAAGAGCUCAGCUAUGUUGGGAUGGAGUCAGGUGCCUGGAACAGGCCGUAGAGCAGGGGGGCCCUCGUAGUCCCACCCCCGUGCGCCAUUAAUCCGAAAUAUAUUUGAAGUUCUAAAAUCCGUACAGCAGCAGGCGCCAUGGGUCUGUGGGGACCCCAGGGGACAGCUGCAUUGCAGGCAGCUUGAAGAAGGAUGGCUGGGGCCACAGCGGGCCGUCCUGUGUGUCGGCCAGUCAGAGGGCUGCCGCUGGGCGCUGUUAUCUUGGUGCGACAGCCAUAGUCACCACACCAGCGAUGGUCAUUGUGCUGUUCGCACAUUUAUGUGUUUCCCAGCAGCUCCACUGACUGAUCAUUCAUCCAUCUUCCUUCCCCCUUUGGCUCCCCUUUACUGGAUGCUCCUGUCGUUAAAUCAGACACGCAUAUCUUUGCAUUAACAUACGCUGCAACAUAGCUGAUGUUUGUCUUUUUUGACCAAAUCUCUCUCUCUUUGUAUGGUGCGUUUUUGGCCACCAAGUAUCAGGGCUUUAUUUCCUUCUCUCUCUACUCCAUCCCGCUGAUGUAGCCUCCAUGUUUUCAGUGAUGCGUUCGGCCAGACCAGGAAUGAGCCUGCUGGCCUAUCUCAUCACUUGAAAAAAUGUCUGGUCUGAGAGAAUUAUUAGAAACAUUUAGUACAGACUGAUAUUAAACCACCCCCACUAAUCUGUAUCAGCGCGCCAGUCAGCCGUAACCGCUGCGAACAAAAGCCAUUCGUUCGCUGAUAAAUCUGUCAAAACAUUUGCAUUCCUUUGCACAUUGCUUAACAUCAAUUGCUAAGGGCCGGGACCCAAUUCCAUCUUAUCGUUCUUGAGGGGGAAAAAUGUCAGAUUAACAGUUUUGCGUGCAAACUUCCGACAGAUGUUUGUGUACAUGAAGAUUUCCUUUGGGGGCAAAGUCUAGAGUCAUACCCGCUUGCAAAGAUGUUUUGUUUCUGAACUGAAGUAGAAGUGAGGGUAGCCAUUUUGACAGUAGGCCUAUGUGUUGUAACAACCAUAUACAUACUAGUAGGUGCAUAGACCUCUCAGGGAACGUCCACAAACCUUUAAGCUCUAUCUGGUGCAAGCACAACUUUAACUUUGGCUGGGCGAGAUUUGCUCAUUCAUUUUUACCCAGUUGUUUGUUUAAAAAAAUCUAUUUUGAAAUGUAAUUUUCUGGACACAUACAUACAAUUGUUCUACGGAUUCGUUCAGACUAAACAAAAACCGCAUCUAAAAAAGCCUGUCCUGCGUUGACAGAUUCACACAGCACUGUAAAUCUGAGUUAUUAGCGACUGACCGAUUUUAUAGCUGCCGUAUCUGGCAUGUUUGUCAUAGGCAAAAUGGGCAGCCGAAGUACCAACACAGUCGCGGUGUGGUACGGUAAUCGAUUCCGACAUUUUUAGCCACGUUCAUAUCUGGUUCCUCUUUGUAUAUACACCACGUAAAGUCUUGGACGUGAUGCCUCCCCAGAAAUAACGAAUGUACAGAAAGGAGUUACGAUUUGGCGGUGCACCGAUUAACACGUGGGCUCAUAACCGUUUUGUAAGAAUGUAUGCUAUAUGUAUGUGUGAGUGAGAAACUGUUAAGGCAAAAAAUGACGUGUAUCAUGACGUUGAAUUUAACGAAGCGUAAUAUGUAUUUACUCGAUGACUGACAGGUUACUUCCGGAAACAAGCUAUUAACUGGAGUUUAAAUCAUUAAAAUGAAAUCCCAUUUAUAAUUCAGAAAUGCGUUUUUAUUUGCAGGGGGAAAUGGAGCACAAAUCGGCGGGUGGCUGAAAUUUGUGUUCUCCAGCUUCCCCUAAUAAUGUGUGAAGGCUCUGUAAAUGUCAUAAUUUCAAGAUUAUUUCCAGAUUUGAGAUUUCUUACACUUCAAAGAUGUUUAUUAGCUAUUGAAAUAAAAAAUGUGUUGUACCCCA